CAUUUGCAUAAAAAAACUGGCUCUGACCUGUGUAAGGAACAGACUUGCCGUGGAAUCGUUUAGAGAGUGUCCAAAAUGUUUUGUAUCUGAUGGAAAUACAUCUCGACUGUUUUAACUUUUCAAUAUGGUGGCAUCAGCGAGGACAUGGCUACUUAUGAUUAUAGAUUUGAUUUGCAUUCCAAUAGCUAUACUGCCUGCUGCUAUCCUGAUAUGGUGUGAUAUCCACCCGAACGAGAGCGGCUUCUACUGUACAGACCGGCGGAUAUCCUACCCCUACCGGGCCGGGUCCUGGGCCCACCGGAUCCUCGGACACUGGGGCUUCCUCAUAGCAAUGUCCAUCAUAGCUUUUGUGUUAGGAGAGCUGACGCUAUAUCUUAAAGAAAAGCGGUCACUGAACGACAGAGGGAGCGCAGACCAGCAGGAGUACAGCGACAUUCUCACCAAUUUCUUCGUACGGCUCUUCAAAAAUAACGUCAUUUUCUUGUUCGGAUUAAGUGCGGUGGCAUCCGUGGUGUAUGUAGCAAAGUACACUGUCGGGGAACUCAGACCCUACUUCCUGCAAGUGUGCGACCUCAACUUUACCUGCACGACCGACAGAGGCCUCCUGUUUCCCAGCGUUUGCACUGGAGACAAAUACACCAUGGAACAAUCGAAGCUGGGCUUUGUAUCGGGACACGCGGCAUCUCACUUCUACACAGCAGUGUAUCUUGCGGUUUACAUCCAGGCCCGGUGGAAGUGGCGGGGACCCUGGCUCGUCAAGCCGGCGGUUCAGGCAGCUUUUGUUGCCUUCGCUGUGUGGAAUUCCUACACCCGUGUAGCCAUCUACCAUCACGACAUCUAUGAAGUAAACAGGGGGAUUGCGCUGGGAGUAAGCUUUGCUGUUAUAAUGGUGCUGUUCGUGUCGGACCUGUUCUGGGACCGGGGUACGGCAGCGGCUCGUGCGCGCUCCUGGCACGUGGCGACAGUAGGAACACCCUUCUCAGAGGACGACUGAAUUUUUUUACUCUCCAAGCAGAGGUUGAGUCGCGUAGAUAUAGUAGAAGUCGGAAAAAUUACACCGGUAAGAGGAGCGCCGUGGCCAUGUUAACUUGAAAGCUCGUCUGUGUUGGUAGAAGUCAUUCUUGAAAUAGUUGAACUGUGAUUUCCAACUAAAAAAUUUGACUCGUCCAAAUUUUUGACUGCACAGCAUCAGUCUUUGACAAGGAAUGACUAAUCCACUGCUCAAUGAGUCACUAUUUGCAUAACGUGACGUCACGACAGCAGUGGCUUGUUCAUUCCUUGACGAAGACUGAUGCUGUGCUGUCGAAAAUUUGGGUGAGUCCAUUUUUUGGUGUUGGGUAUUACAGUUAAACUAGUUCAUGAACAGGCCAUAUUGAUUUGAUAAUAUGGAUGGCACUCUCUGGACACUACAAAAUUAAUGCGAGCUUGCAAAAUGAUUAAAAGAUGCCUUUAUUCUUAAAUUAAGAGGCGAGGAUGGUGGUAGAGAUGGCUGAACACACAAGGCAAUACUAGUAUAUAUUCUUCAUCUCUGUUAUUUGGUGAUUUACUGAUUUAUUUACUUACUUAUUUAUUUAUUUGCAUGUACGUACAAUAUGUUUGUAAAAAAUCUCAUACAGAAGAAGAAAACAUGCAGGGAGAGGGCUUAAGUAGCCGAAAUCAUAUAGUAAGAAAGAUUUUAAUUAUUCAUAAUCAAACUGAAAACAAUUGAAAUGUAGUAUCUAAAAAAAAGACUAAAUGAAACAGGAAUUGUACACGUAUUACACACUAUCAAUGCUAAGUACUAUAUAUAAUUCUAAAUUGUUAAAGAAUUAAGUCGUACUUUUACAAAACCAUCUAAAGUUAUAUAAGUUAUUUGUUCUUUUGACAUUAACUCACUAAAUCUUACGUGUUUUAUUUUCACUAACCAUUGAUAAUGCAAUUCUAUGAUUUAUCUUAAGUCUCAGAAGCAUUAAAAGUGUUCGGAGGCCUCAUAUAUCCAUGAAAUAUUCUCAGGUCACAAUGACAAUUUAAUUAUCUGCUCCUUAAAAAUUAUAUUGCAUUUAUUAUGCAAAUUAGGGGCUUAUUAAUAUCUGCUAAUCUUUUACCUUCCGCAAAGUACUAUACUCCAGUGGCUGUCCAGCACCUGUUUUAGUACUAUAAUGGAAAAUGUACAUAUAAAUUUUCCUCGUCAAAUAUGCAAAUAAAGUCGUAAUUUGCAUAAUCUCUA
Branchiostoma floridae (Florida lancelet) is the source of this 2206-nucleotide messenger RNA. RefSeq names its product phospholipid phosphatase 2-like. The coding region runs from base 125 to 994 and encodes 289 amino acids. The transcript has 7 exons. Lineage: Eukaryota; Metazoa; Chordata; Leptocardii; Amphioxiformes; Branchiostomatidae. Gene Ontology annotation, biological process: phospholipid metabolic process; phospholipid dephosphorylation; signal transduction. Gene Ontology annotation, molecular function: phosphatidate phosphatase activity. The record is from RefSeq and is a predicted model, not a curated record.